AUGUUUACUUCGGCGCUGGAAGUGUUCUCCAAGGUCUACGCCGUGGGCAAGAUUAUCUUAAUCAUAUUCCAGAAUUAUGGGAUCAAGUUUGACGACGAGUCACUCUGGGACUUGCCCUUUCAUCUCCGCAGCACCGAAAAUGUUGUGACCUCUGACCUUCUGAAUGAACUGUCUGAAGUGAUUGAACCCUUGUUUUACUGCGUCUAUGCCCGGAUCGUCCAGGAGGUUGCCAAAGCUGAACUCUGCUCGUUCUUUCCCUGGAAACCCACGCGUACCCCCAACAACCGCACCUUUGUCCUACCCGAGCCAGCUCAUCUGUACAGGGUCUUACUGUCACUCAAGGAAAUACUGGAUUCCGACGACGUGAGCCAUAUCAUUGACAUCCAGCAGCUCGGUGAGUACCAGGAAGCCCUCAUCGGUUUUGGGGAAGCGGAACUGGAAGAGUUCGGCUAUGCCUCCGACGAUCUGCUUGGCUUCCGUUCCUUUAUCCAACUCAAGCUGCACGAUGAGAAAGACGAGUGGGUUGUCAAAUGGAAGGGUCUGGUACCGAUUUAUAAACUGCCCUCCCCAGAGGCUCUAGUGACUGGGUCUGAGCGGUUUCUUUGCCAAACCCCUCGUAAUAUCAACAAGACUGACAUCUCGGACCGCAGUCUUCCAUGGGUAAACCUGAAAACCAUGCCCAAAGCCACCUACGAGAACGAGAACAAGCUGGAUCACCGCCUGGCAACUCUGGCCAAGCUCGAGGGCAAGGUCGUUGGAGCGCUGCGUCGCGAAGAGGGCCGUCGCAAGGUGAUGGAUUUCGCGAGAGAACGCAAGUGUACCUGUACCGCAGUCUGCAAGUGUGCCCGUCACUGUACUAAUGACGUUGAGCUGCCCUGCCCCUGUGCGGAGCGCAGCAUGCGUAUCGCAUUCACCAGGCGCAGCCGCGAACGAGGCCGCCAGGAUUUCACGGAGCGCUGCGACAACAUGUGCAAGCUCAUCUUCGAGGGGUUCGCUUACCUCAGGCGCAACCUGGCUGACAAGGAGCUGGAUCUCCAAGUCGCCCAGGCCCUCACCAUGAUCAAUGUCGAGAUUAUGAAGGAGCGGCGAGUUAUUCUUCCUCUCUAG
This is a messenger RNA of Penicilliopsis zonata CBS 506.65, 1107 nucleotides long. RefSeq lists its product as hypothetical. NCBI's taxonomy places the organism in Eukaryota, Fungi, Ascomycota, Eurotiomycetes, Eurotiales, Aspergillaceae. Bases 1 to 1107 code for a protein of 368 amino acids. The record is from RefSeq and is a predicted model, not a curated record. The transcript has 2 exons.